Aphanomyces astaci is the source of this 2504-nucleotide messenger RNA. RefSeq lists its product as hypothetical. Bases 131 to 2362 code for a protein of 743 amino acids. The record is from RefSeq and is a predicted model, not a curated record. The transcript has a single exon. Lineage: Eukaryota; Oomycota; Saprolegniomycetes; Saprolegniales; Verrucalvaceae.
GUACAAUCAACAAUCCAAUUCCUGUCGUUGCGUCCUCAACUGCACCCCGCCACGUCGACACUACACUUCCACCAUAUCCCAUACACACCAUUGCCAGCAGUUCAAAGACGACGACCAGUCCGUUGUCAAUAUGCAACCAGGGGCGUCGUUCACGUUUAGCGACAUCCAGCAUAUCAUGCGAUCGUCACGGACUUCAGCGAACAAGUCGAUGCCACCAGCGCUCGGUCCAGCCGCCGCCAGCCGGCUCGCCGCACCAUGGGCCUUCCUUAACUACGAACCGACCAUUCCCGUAGACCUAUUACUUGAACGGGGCGUUGGUCUGGUGAGAUAUGUACGCCAGGAGUGCCACCGAGGUCACGGAGCUUCGUCCUCCCCUGGGCGCGCCAUCAAGGACGGCGCGCGGAAUGUCAUGCAUGUGCGUGUGGCUGCCGACUUGCACGGUGUGUCGAUUUCCAGAGUCCUUCGAACCCUGGCUGGGCCGACUGCCACGUCAUUCGAUGACUUCUUCGACCGGCUUCUCGGGGACAAGCUGGAAGGCAUGACACUCCAUCGCAACGCGUGCGCUGACGUCCACGGCCGGCCGUGGGUCGAUCCGUCCCGCGUCCCGCCGCGCAUGGCGUCUAUGGGCAGCUUGUACUAUGACGACUCGUCGUUGUUCAAGAAGGUCACCAGGGAGCUCGUGUACUUGGACUACAUGCACAUUCACUCGGACAAACGAUCAAUCACACGAGUGUUCAAGUCUGUCGACAGCGAUGACCCCACGACCCCGCACAAGAAACACAUCGAGCGACACAAGCACAUUUUGUUUGGGUAUUGCAUCGACGACUUUCGUCACCUCGAAGAUCGGAACGAUCUCGAUGACGACGACGAUGACGACAAAUCCAGCGUGCGCGUGACAUUCUAUGGCGAGUACGCGAUGGCCCCCGAGCCGUGUCGCCUCGGUCGAGAGGCCAAGCACUUUUUGGAAAAACUCGGCACGUCCGUGCAGCUGUUGCAGCGUAUGUUGGCUUGUCACCCACCCAAGUUGUCUGCUUCCCACAUCACACAAGGGUGCCAGUCUUGCUUCAAGUCGUUUUCGCUGUUUCGAAGCCCCAUCUCCUGCGUGACAUGCACACAUUGGUUUUGCGCCAACUGCGUCUCCCCCCAAGACUCGUCUUUGCCAAGUGGUCACCGACGAUGCCAUGCUUGCCAUGACACGUCCCGCCGCCGCCACCGCCGCAGCCGCCGCAGCCGCCACAGUCGAAGCAGUCUCACCGAUGGCGCGACGUCAAUUUCGUCGACCCCCACAAACAACCAUGACGAUGGCAGCAAACUCCCCACCCCCCCAAGCCAAUCCGCGACUUCCAAACUGGCAUUGCAAGCCCCAUGCGCGCAAUGCGUCGUGCGGUCCGCUACCCUCGCCUGCCGACUCUGUCGAGACCUGUGCUGCCAACCAUGUUGCCGAGUCGAACGCUUUGUAGAUCCACACGAAGGCGGGUCGUUUGAAGUGUGGACAUGCAUCAACUGCAUCGCGCAGACCACAGCUGAAAUGUCUCCAAUCCCCCCGCCACAGGUUAAGCUCCAGCCCACCCCCCCUCCCUCCCCGAAGAAACCCCCGCCCCAUCCGUUCACCAAACUCAAGGCGGCUGCAUCUAUUGAUCCCAUCAACCCGCGUCCAUCGUCCGUACUGCUCUUCAACUACCUCAUGCGCAUUUCCGAAGGCAGUGAGUCGUCCGAUCACAACAGUCCUGCCUGUGUGGGGUCGCCAUCAUCGCCACCGCCAACCACGUCUGCGGCACCGCCAAUAGGAUCUCCUGUCCAGGCUACAUCGACUUCGAGCCCCCCAGCCCCCCCCCCACUGUACCUCCCUGCCGAACUCGCCUCCGACCAGCCGGGCACCGAACCCUCCCCCGCCGCCAUCGACCAAAUCCGGACCACAGCUGUGCUGGACCUCGACACGAACGACGCGCUGGACGCGAUCUGCCUCCAAGCCGCCACCAAAAUGGAGUGCACGUUUGCGUUCGUCAACUUGAUCUACAAAGGGUCGUUCAUGCUCAAAGGCGCAGCGGCUAUCGACACAGCCAUGCCCACGUCCGUUCCCCGGGACUGCCAGCUCUCGACCCACAGCAGCACGCUGCCGCUCCUGGUUCCGGACGCGGAAAUGGACCCGCGGUUUGCCACUUCCCCCCUUGUGGCCGGGAAGACGCACAUCCGGUUUUACUAUGGCCUCCCCCUCGUCACAACCACCGGCGUCCUCCUUGGCACGGUCGCCGUGGCCGACGUCUACCCCCGCGUCCGGGUGUCGGUGGCCCAGCGAGACGAAUUGCUAGAGUUUGCCCACCAAGUGGCCACGUUGAUUUCGAAUCGAGCGACGCACGACUGAGAUAAAAAAGCAUCAACUUCCUAACGAGCGUCGACAGUAGACCCUCCAUGCCUCGAGUCGUUCCAUGCGGCACGCACAAGAGCAGUGCAAAGUGGUGUGAUAUACGGAAUAAUAAUAAUAAUGGUGAUGUGUGGUCCUCGUG